AGGUUAGGCUUUCACACACUGCAUAACAGAGAAAGGCAUAACAUAGCAGAUUUCGACAGGGCAUAGCAAUGCAAAGCAUGUCAGAACAGAGCAGAGCAGAUCCGCACAAACAAAUCUCAAACAACCACGAGUAUCCCAUCUUAGCACAAAGUGAGCUAUCAUGUAUUCGUGUUACUCAUCUUCAAUUACGAGAAGAAAUAAAGGCAUUAAAAUAAAAACUAAGGGAUAACAUUCUAAUUGCUAAUAUCAUCAUAAUUAACCAAAUUGACAAGCGACCCCUGAAAUUGUUCUCCGUAUUUUUUAUUUUUUCUAUGAGUUGGCAAGGAAAAUAGUUGUAUUGGGUCGAAACCUCUCACGGAGUCACAGGUCCUAUAUAGUAUAUACCGUGAAAAAAUAAGGUGAGCGUGAAUCCCUUUAUUAAUUUCAUAUUUUCAUUCUGUUUCCCCCGAUUGAACCAAACGCCCCCACUUAAUCAUUUUAAUUUCCCCCUCAUUUGUUUGCUGGCAAUACGUUUCCUUCAUUGAAGCAGUAAUCUUUGCUCUCAUUGUAGCGGCUUCUGAGCUAUUGAAGCAGCUUCUCAGCUCUGAGGCAUUUGUUAAAUUAUAAUAUGGAAUGAGCUAUAUGAUGCUGAUUUCAUCACAUUUGUCCAAGAUUCUGGAAGGCAUGCCUAGUCACUAUGUUUGGUAGGUAUGGAUACUUUAUAUACGCGUUUACAAGGCAUUAUAGUUGGUACAGAUGAUUUGGAGGGUGUAUCAUCGGUUAAUUUUACUUGUUGCUUCAAACAUUACGAAGUCUGCAGCAGUAGUCCACAAUGUACAUAUCUGUAAAUCUUUCUGUGGAACUUAUUGGGAAACUAAUGUGUGCAGUAGACAAUUUAAUGUUGCGCGUGUCAGGCGUUUCUGUACUAGAACUGAGCAAGAUGAGCUGUGUUGGGAAGGUCCUAACCAUGAUAUUAUGUUGAAAAAGCUUGAAAGUGCAUUGUUGGAUUGCAAAGAUUUUGAGGCAUGGCCAGUCUUUAGCAAGUUUAAGAGUUUGUAUGGUUUUCCUCCACCUGCUAUUUUGAGUAAGCUGAUCUAUGGACUGUCUUACUCAUCUGAUCACCGCUCACUUCCUAAAGCAUGCAACUUAAUAUUUAAAGUUGCAAAAGAAAAUUCUGAAUCACUUGAGCAUGAUUGCUUGUCAAGGCUUUGCCUUUCGCUUGUAAGAGCUCAGAUGCCUGUACUCGCAUCGAAAGUACUCAGACUCAUGCUGCACAGAAAUAGUGUUCCCCCAGUGGAUGUGCUGUGUUCUGUGUUUAUGCAUAUGGUGAAGACUGAGGCUGGCACAUGUCUGGCAUCUAAUAUCCUUCUUGAAAUUUGUGACCAUUUCCAUCAUCUUACAGAAAAGAGAUCUGAAUGUGCCACGUCUAUGAAACCUAGUACUGCAAUCUUCAACCUUAUUCUUGAGGCUUGCGUGAGAUCUGGAUCAUCGCUGAAAGGGCAACAGAUAAUAGAAGCAAUGGCACGAAUAAGAGCAGUAGCUGAUGUACACUCUGUUCUUCUAUUCACUUACAUUUAUGAAAUGAAUGGUCUGAGGGACGAGUUGAAGAGGUUCAAAGAGUAUGUAGAUCAAGUUUCAUUGCCACUUGCUCGGCAUUAUGUUCACUUCUAUGACAAGCUUUUGAGCUUGCAUUAUGAUUUUGAUGAUACUGAUGCUGCUGCCAGCCUGGUAACUGAUAUUUAUCUUCUAUGGGGGUCACGUCCUCUGCAACUAAAUGAGGAACUGAUGAAGCCUUGUAAACUGCCUAUUGGUUCCCCAUAUUUGAAAGAAGGUUUAAAAGUUCAAGUUAUGUUUGAGUUACUGCAGAAGGAUUUUGUCAUUCAUGUGAAAGGCGAAGAGGAGUAUGUAGCAUUUAAGAACGGAAAACUUAUUAUUACUAGUAAAGGCUUGGCACGACUCAUUAUAAAAUACAAGAGAAGAGGUAGAAUUACUGAACUUUCUGAACUUUUAGUUGCAAUUCAAAAGAAGAUGGGUACAGCUCAAGAAGAAAAUCUUUGCUGUGAUGUAAUCCAUGCAUGCAUUGAUUCUGGUUUCCUUGAGACUGCUCAUGAUAUAUUGGAUGAUAUGGAAAUGGCCAAUAUGGCUGUUCCCUCCUCAACAUAUAUGCUACUUUUGAAAGCCUAUCGCAAAGAAAAUAUGUCCAAGGAAGCAGAAGCCCUUGUGAAACAGAUUAAAAUGACUGGUUUGCUCAUUGAUGCAUCUGACGAAACAAUGGUGUCUAAGUGUCUUUCAGGAGUAGCACAUGGAAGUGUGGUUAAAUCAAAUACCAUUAGGCAAUCAGAAUUAGCUGAAUCUUUGGUUCUAGAAAUGAACUGGGAUUAUAAUAAAGCUCCAUCUAAAGUUUAUGAACUUAAUUCUUCUAUGUAUUUCUUUUGCAAGGCCAAAAUGAUGGAAGAUGCUCAGACAAUAUACAGAAAAAUGCAGGAGUUAAAGAUACAGCCCACAGUGCAAACUUUUGCUCACUUGGUACAAGGCUACUUAUCUUUGGAAAGGUAUCGGGAAAUCACCAUCUUGUGGGGUGAUAUCAAAAGGUUUAUGGAUUAUGGGUGUGCACUUGCAAACAGGGACUUGUAUGAGUUAUUGCUGUUAAAUUUUCUUCGAGGAGGCUACUUUGAGAGAGUACUGGAAGUUCUUCACCAUAUGAAGGAACACGGUAUGUAUGCUGAUAGAUGGAUGUAUAAUAAGGAGUUCAUAAGGCUUCAUAAGAACCUUUAUAGAAAAUUGAAGGCCACAGAGGUUAGAACCGAAGCACAGAGAUUGAGGCUUGAGCAUGUUAAGGACUUCAGAAAGUGGGUUCGCAAUAAUUGAACCAGUGUUGGGGCUAUCUGAUUUGGUUGAUAGAAUGGAAGGCACCCUAACUCUUGGUGUGUAAUUAAUCAAGCCAACAGGUAGAUAGAGAUUCAAAGUGAAGCCAGAGACUUCGCCGGACGAACUGAAGCUAGCCACUUUGGCCAUUGCACUAAAUGCUGCAAGCAAACGUCAGGCAAAUGGCAAAGAAAUAUCAGCAGGAUAUAUAUAGAGCUUGUUGAAUAAGUGGAAAUACAUGCAGGCACACUCAGAAUCAAGAACAGUACCACAGAAACUGUUUGAUUCAGUACAAGCUCACUCUUGGAUAUUUGGCUUAAAUAAUACGAAGCACAACGUAAUGGAUAAACUGAAGACGUCGAGGUUGAGCUCAACAUGAUUUGGUUGGUGAACUUGAAUUAAUCAAUAUUCAAAUCAAACUCUAAGUUGAGAUCACAAUGGCAUCAAAAUCUGCUAGUUUGACUUUGGAAUUUUACCUGAGGUGCAUUAGCCAAUGUAGCUUGUGUUUUCAUCCAUUUAAUCUACAAGGAAGUCCAACAAGUUACGUGAGCGAUAAAGCUAUGAGCAAAAUUUAGCACAUGAAGAAAUGUGUAUGAUUUUGAGUAGUUAGAUUAUCUCUAUAGGCAAUUGAGUUGUGAAAAGCAAAUUUUUCUUUUUACAGAAAUCAUUGGUUGCAUUUCAAAUAUUUGUAGCUCUUUUUCUCCUACCAUGUAAGAGUUUGUAACAACAUGAAAGGAGUCACUUUUGGAAGUAGCAUGCCCUUUUAUUCUUGGGUUAAGUUUCACCUUUUGAGUCCAUUAAUUCUCCCUCUUUGCUUUAGAACUUAU
This is a messenger RNA of Chenopodium quinoa (quinoa), 3671 nucleotides long. Its product is annotated as pentatricopeptide repeat-containing protein At4g17616-like. The coding region runs from base 736 to 2847 and encodes 703 amino acids. NCBI's taxonomy places the organism in Eukaryota, Viridiplantae, Streptophyta, Magnoliopsida, Caryophyllales, Amaranthaceae. The record is from RefSeq and is a predicted model, not a curated record. The transcript is spliced from 4 exons. Gene Ontology annotation, molecular function: protein binding.